Arthroderma uncinatum is the source of this 6984-nucleotide messenger RNA. RefSeq names its product NFX1-type zinc finger-containing protein 1. Gene Ontology annotation, molecular function: ATP hydrolysis activity; helicase activity; ATP binding. Lineage: Eukaryota; Fungi; Ascomycota; Eurotiomycetes; Onygenales; Arthrodermataceae. The record is from RefSeq and is a predicted model, not a curated record. Bases 1 to 6984 code for a protein of 2327 amino acids. The transcript has 7 exons.
AUGGCUUCCUCGGAUCCAGAUAAUGAUCGAACCGCGAGGCUCUCGGCAUUUUUAAACAAAGUCGUCCAUGGCCAGAGAAUGCUAUCUACCGCGCGUGACGGCAAGCUCUUUAUCGAGGCUUUGUGUGCUCAGGCCGACCCAGCAGCUUGUGCCCACAAGCUCCUUUCCAGUCAUUCAGGGCUCCCCGCCCUCCAAGAAUCAGUGCGAUUUGAUACUUCGCCCUCAUUUCUCAACGAAAAUGCGGUGACAUUGCUUCAGUACCUUCAAUCACCGUCCCUGAAAAUGAUCGAUUCCGGGUCGGUUCUUAACCAGUUGCUACUUAGCAUGGUAGAGCCGCCAUUCUUCUGGGAUGCUUGCAUAAAAUCGUUUGUGGGUGGUUUACUUAACCCAGGUGCUUGCCACGCUUUCGCAUGGCUACUGCUACAGCUCACUUGCUUGCCUGGCAAGAAAUCAUCACCCUACGUUGCAGUAGCCAAUUCGCAAAAUAUCCUAGACUCGAUCCUAACAUCACCGAACGGAGAAACUCGCAUAAUAGGACAGAAGAUCAAACAUGCCUUACCACUGGAUGCAUCGGAACUUCACGACGCCGAAGGUUCUUCACCUGGUGGCAGGCAUGACAACGAUCAUGCAAAUCAUAGGGAGAUUUUAAUCAUGCCUACUGCAGAUGAGCUUUUGUCAAAGGACCGUCCUUUUUUCCGCACCACCGACUUUAUCGACGACCCGGAGCUUGUCUCUUCUCGCCGCGACAUGCAUAUAGAUAACCAGUUCCGGCUUCUUCGCGAGGAUAUGCUCUGUGAAAUACGGGGUGAGCUAGAGAUACUCACAGGGGUAAAGCGUGGCCACCACAAAGGCAUCGUUGUGGACGGUCUUUCUCUUGCAGGAGUGGAGAUGGGUACUGAGCGCAAGCGCUUACCGUGGUGUGUCGUGCUUAAAUGCAAUGGCGAGCUCCCACAAUUGAAGAAUCUUACUAAAGGGAAGAAGAAAGACUUUCUGAAAGACAACCGGCACAUUUUACGGCACGGAAACAUGGCGUGUCUGAUGAUUGACAACGAGCCAGCAGCGUUUCCGACCAUCCACCGGGAUGAAGACGGGCUCGCUGAUAACCCUGCCACAAUCACUAUACAAUUCCCCGAUGAUCCGAGGCUCUCGUAUGCCCUGUCUAAGAUGAAGACGGCUGAAAGCGUUAGACUAGUUCAGCUCGAUGCGGCGAUAUUUGCAUUUGAGCCAUUCUUGCGACGCUUGCAAGAGAUGGUUGAGCUACCACUAGCAGAGGAGCUACUCUACUGGAAGGAGGAUAAAGCCAUCGCAGGCCCAUCUUUUCAGCCAACAAAAGUAAUCACUGCCCUUGAAAAGCUCUCCGGCAAGAGCGUGCAAGAUCUCUUAGGCCUUAAGAAAAAGGUUGUUCUGGACAAUUCACAAAUGGUAUCUCUUUGUACUAGCUUACUUCAACGCGUUAGUCUUGUUCAAGGCCCACCCGGAACUGGAAAGUCUUUUGUCGGUGCCUUGAUAGCCAAGGCCCUGCACGACUCAACGUCGCAGAAAAUUCUGGUAGUUUGUUUUACCAAUCAUGCCCUAGAUCAAUUCCUUGAGGACUUGAUGGAUAUUGGGAUUCCACAAUCGUCUAUGGUUCGUCUAGGGGGGAAAUCGACUGACCGGACAAAGCCCUUGAUGAUUCGAGAAAUGGCUAGCGUAAAGCUCGGCCGAACGCAGUGGGCUCAGAUCGAUAAAUUGAAACAAAGCCUAUGUCAUGGCGAGGAAAGACUGAAGGAUGUUUUCAACCGCUACCGGACUGCCAAUAUUCAGAAAAAACAUCUCAUGGAGUUUCUUGAGUUUUUAUCUGAUGACCUUCCAUUCUAUGACGCUUUUACGGUUCCAAAAACUGAGAACGACGGCAUGAUUCGAGUUGGCAGAGCUGGAAAAACCAUGGGCCCAUUCUACCUUCUCGAUCGGUGGAUCAGGGGUGAAAGUAAUUGUGGAUCUCUCCAACAUUUACUGUCGAAACGCGCCGCUGCGGUUUGGGAAAUGCCACCUGCGUUAAGAGUAUCCACUGUAGUGCGCUGGCAGACAGCCAUCCUGGACGAUCUUGUGAUGGAGAUUCGGGAUACCGGACGACAGUUUAACUUGGAUCAAGCCGAGCUUGACAGGGUAUUUAGAGAGAGAGAUGCAGGUAUUAUAAAAACCAAAAGGAUUAUUGCCUGUACUACAAACGGGGCCGCCAAAUACUCUGCGGAGAUACAAAAUGCGGCGCCAGGCGUUAUCCUCGUUGAAGAGGCUGGUGAGAUCUUGGAAGCUCAUAUCUUAACCUCGUUAGGGCCUCAUACUGAGCAAUUGAUCUUGAUCGGAGAUCAUAAGCAACUUCGGCCUAAGUGUUCAUACGAGCUCAGCGUUGAUCAGGGCGACGGUUUUGACCUCAACCGAUCUUUGUUCGAACGGCUCGUCCUUAAAGGAUUUCCGCACGUCACUCUCACACAACAGCAUCGUAUGAGGCCGGAGAUCUCUUCCAUGAUCCGCCAUCUAACCUACCCUGACCUUACCGAUGCUGACUCAACCCGCAACCGAACCAAUAUUCGCGGCUUCUGCGAUAAUGUUAUAUUUGUUAAUCACUCCCAACCAGAAGCUGAACUGAAGAGUUCCAAGGAGUUGAGGGACGGCAGAGCCACCUCUAAACAAAAUGUAUUUGAAGCGCAGAUGAUAUUAAAGUGCGUUCGGUAUUUGGCACAGCAGGGUUAUAGCUCCGACAAACUCGUUGUUAUUACGCCUUAUCUUGGGCAGCUGAAGCUUCUGAGAGAGCAUCUCGCAAAAGAAAAUGACCCCAUACUUAAUGACCUCGACAAGUUCGACUUGGUGCGCGCAGGGCUAUUGACUGAUCUUAGCUCAAAGGCAACAAAACCGUCGCUCCGUAUAUCAACCAUCGACAACUACCAAGGUGAAGAGAGCAAUAUAGUCUUGGCCUCGAUGACCCGAAGCAAUAAGUCAUUUGAUAUUGGCUUUAUGGCAGCACCUGAACGCUUGAACGUCCUGCUCUCCCGCGCACGAGAUGGUCUGAUUAUGAUUGGAAACUCUGAGACCUUCAUGCAUGCUCGCAAAGGGAAGGAUAUUUGGCGAAAAUUAUUCGUUCACCUAAAGGAAAAUGACCACAUCUACGAAGGAUUUCCCGUGAGGUGUGAGAAACAUCCGGAUCGAACGGCUCUGCUCUGUAAAGCGGAAGAUUUCGAGGCAGAAUGCCCAGAUGGGGGAUGUAAGGAGCCCUGUGGCGAAAUGCUGAAAUGCGGCCUUCAUAAAUGCCCGAGUAGCUGCCACCAGCUAUUCAAUCACGCUAAAAUUUCUUGUAUGGCCCCUUUGACUCAGAAGUGCUCCAAUGGACAUAAUCAAUCCUGGCGGUGCCACCAAGGUGCACCACCAGUUUGUCAAAAAUGCGAGCGCGACAGAAAGGAUGCAUUGAAGAAGGCUCAGAAAGCCCUAGACGAGAAAGAAAAGCGGGAGGAAAAGAAUAAGAGGCAUCUAGAGGAAGUUGCAAAGGUAGAGGAAGAUAUCGAACAGAUCAAUCAGAAGAUGAAGGAAAUGCGCCUAGAUCGUGAACAACAGGCUAUCCUUCUUCAAAAACGACAGGAUCUUGCAGCUGCCAAGGAAAGGGCUAACAAGAAACAAACAGCCACUCAUCAAGCGGAUAUCUCUAACGAUGAAAACGGUUCAAAACCCAAAAACGAAACACUUAAAAUUUCCUCAAAGCCUUCACCCGCAGUAAAGUCCAGCCCGAACAUUCCAGGAAAGCAUUUACGGGUUCGCGAGCACAUCAACUCAGCCGUUGAACAUAACAAGUCCCCUUCAAAGACGGAAUGGCAACGCCAGAAGGACCAGGAAAAUGCAAAAAAUCCAGCUAUCGAUAAAAUCAUGGAGAUGAUUGGCCUGGAGGAUGUCAAAAGUCAGGUUCUUAAAAUCAAAGCAAAGGUGGAAACUUCCCUCCGCCAGGGUACCGACCUCAAGAAGGAACGCCUUGGGCUUACACUGCUGGGAAAUCCAGGCACAGGCAAAACAACUGUGGCGAGGCACUAUGCGAAGGUACUGAGCUCGCUAAAAGUCCUCCCCGGAGAUGGUUUUAUCGAGACCACCGGCUCGCGUCUUGCGCACGGCGGUAUUAGCGAAAUCAAAAAUCACCUACAGCAACUGCAAAAUUCAGACGGCGGUGUAUAUUUCAUCGAUGAAGCCUAUCAGCUUACAGAGGCACACAAUCAUGGUGGUAAACCGGUUCUUGACUUUUUGCUUGCCGAAAUUGAGAACCUCACUGGACUAGUGGUCUUUGUCUUUGCUGGAUACCGGAAGCAGAUGGAGAAAUUCUUCGAACAUAACCCUGGGCUCACCAGUCGCAUACCCUAUACCCUCCACUUCGACGAUUAUACUGAUGCCGAGCUAUUGAAAAUGCUACAGUUUCAGAUGAACCAAUUCUUUAAACAUGGAGUUGACAUUGAGGGUGGUUCUGAUGGUCUAUACAUGCGGGUUGCCGUUCGUCGAUUGGGUAGAGGACGGGGACGCGAUGGUUUCGGCAAUGCGAGAGCAUUGGAGAAUAUAUUUAGUAAGAUUCGCGAGCGACAGGCAGAACGCUUAACAAAUGAAAGGAAAAAAGGAACUCGCCCAGAUGAUUAUCAUAUCAGCAAGGAAGAUCUCAUCGGGCCUGAUCCAUCGAAAGUGAUGUUAACUUGCAACUCCUGGGACCAGCUGCAGCAACUUACCGGCCUUGAAGCUGUCAAGAAGUCUAUCAGCAUUAUGAUUGACCUUAUCCAGACAAACUACGCUAGGGAGUUAGAUGAAAAGGAGAUAAUCGACGUGUCCCUCAACCGCGUUUUCCUAGGAUCGCCAGGAACCGGAAAGACUUCUGUCGCCAAAUUAUACGGUCAGAUCCUUGCAGAUAUUGGUAUACUGAGUAAUGGUGAAGUUGUCGUCAAGAAUCCCUCCGAUUUUGUUGGUAGUCACAUUGGCGAGUCCGAAGCAAACACGAAAGCCAUUCUAGCUACCACCGUCGGCAAAGUCCUUAUUAUUGACGAAGCGUAUAUGCUCUACCCUGGCAGCUCAGGGGGUGGAAAUAAGACUGAUAUAUUCAAGACUGCUGUCAUUGACACUAUUGUCGCGGAAGUCCAAAGUGCACCAGGAGACGAUCGCUGUGUACUCCUCCUUGGAUACGAAGCACAGAUGCUAGACAUGUUCCAAAAUGUUAACCCAGGCCUUACUCGAAGAUUUCGACUUUCAGAUGCUUUCCGGUUUGAAGACUUCAGCGAUUCCGAGCUACAGGAAAUUCUACAGUUGAAGCUUAAAAAGCAGGACUUGGGCGCAACCCAGCAAGCUGUAUCCACGGCCAUUGAGGUUUUGGUCCGCCUGCGAAAUGGACUCAAUUUUGGAAACGGCGGAGAUGUGGAAUCUUUGAUAUCAAAAGCCAAAGUCAACUAUCAGGCUCGACAAUCCGCUUUACCGGCAGCAGAUAGAUCCUUUGACUUUCUCUUCGAGCCACAAGAUUUUGAUCCUGAUUUUGACCGAUCCUCUGAAGCUGAAACUAAUCUGCAGGAGCUCUUCCAGGGCGUAAUUGGCUGUGAAGAAAUCAUCGCGAAGUUGGAUGGAUUUUUGAAAGUUGCUAAAGGGAUGCGAGCUCAGGGGCUUGAACCUCGAGGACAAAUACCAAUGAAUUUCAUCUUUAAAGGACCACCCGGAACUGGGAAAACCACGACAGCACGAAAAUUUGGUCAAGUUUACUUUGAUCUUGGUUUCUUAUCGCAGGUUGAAGUGAUAGAAUGCUCUGCCACUGAUCUAAUUGGCGAAUACGUCGGCCAUACCGGACCAAAGACUGUAAAGCAACUCGAGCGCGGAUUAGGCAAAGUCCUCUUUAUAGAUGAAGCCUACAGGCUCGGUCAGGGUCGCUUCGCCCAGGAAGCAAUAGACGAGCUGGUUGACAACAUCACUAAGCCCAAAUUCGCAGGAAAGCUUGUAAUCAUUCUUGCGGGUUACGAUAACGAUAUGAAUAAUCUCCUGCGUGUGAAUCAAGGGCUAAGCAGCCGUUUUGCAGACGAGAUAUUUUUCCCAUCACUGAGCCCAAAACACUGUCUUCAGCUACUCGAGGACAUGCUCAAGCGAAGCCAAAUCACUUUUCCAUCGAUACAUGAUCCAACGAUCUAUCUUAGCCUUGAGGAGCAGGUUGCGGAAAUAUCCAAGCUUCCUGGCUGGGGAAACGCAAGAGAUGUCCAGACGCUCGCGAAAACCAUGGUUCGGGCCGUAUAUCAGAGUAAUGUCACCAAGGUUGACCAGCUUAUUUUACCGGCCGAGAUAGCCCGGAAGUGCGUCCGGGACAUGUUGGUCGACCGAUGCAAGAGAGCAAAAGUUACGCCUUCAUCCCGACAACAGUAUGCAGGGCCAGCUAAAUCGCAGGAUGAUUCAUAUUCGCCACCACCCGUUGGAAUUGGUGCCUCGACAACAACAAAAUCCGAGGUACCGAAACCAAAGGAAGACGAAGAUGCAGAUAAAUCACAACCCAGGGUUGCCAUAGAUGAUGGUCGUGACAUAGGGGUUGCCGACGACAUUUGGGAACAACUUCAAACUGACAAAAAGGACGCUGAAUUCCAGGCGCAGAAAAGCAAGCAGGACAUCCGCGAACUAGAAGAAGCCCAGCGUGCUGCGGAGGAGGUCGAAAAGGAAGUUGAGAAAGUUGCGGCCGCGCUGCGAGAAAUGAAGGCCAAAAAUGAUGCCGAUAUUCUUGAGCGCUUACGCCUUCGUGAAGAAGCAAGGAUUCGCGAGAUGGAAGCAAAGGCUGAGGCAGAACGCAUUCGGAGAGAGUUAGAAAGGAAGAGGCAGGAAGGGGAACGGAAAAGGAAAAUGGAAGAACUUGCUCAGCGGAAAUUGAGGGAGAUGGGGGUUUGUAUCGCCGGGUUUAGAUGGAUUAAACAGAGCGGUGGGUAUCGGUGUACAGGUGGCACCCAUUGGGUACCGGACUCCCGACUGAAUUGA